Elaeis guineensis (African oil palm) is the source of this 1746-nucleotide messenger RNA. The record is from RefSeq and is a predicted model, not a curated record. Lineage: Eukaryota; Viridiplantae; Streptophyta; Magnoliopsida; Arecales; Arecaceae.
UUUAUUGGGAAAAUAAUUAAUUAGUGCUGCUGCGUGGUGUUUUCACUUUCCCUUCCACCCCCUUCCGCCUCUCUUCCUUCUCGUCUCUUGCUCCAUCCAAAUUCGAACUCUGGGGUCAGGGUUUCAACGUCAUGGCCUACAUCCCUCCCCACAAGCGCCACUCCAAGGAUGCCGAGAAGCCGUCGCCGGUCCCGGAAUCUCUCAUCCCCAGCUUCAAGAGGGGCCUCCACCUUGGCUCCAAGCCCGGCGGCCAGGGUCGGCGGGAGAACGCCAAUUCCUCCCACAACCGCUCGUCCAAGAUCAUCUACGCCCCGCACUCCAUCUCCCGGUGGUGGCUCGCCGGUGAAGGCGACCUGAACCCCGCUUCCUUCCACUUGGAGCCCGUAUCGUGCGAGAUCAUCGAGAAGAAAUUCGGCGGGAAGCCUCUGGCCCUCACCGUCGGAGCGGACCCACCGGUGGGCUCCGCCGACGAGCGCCUGUGGGCGUCGAUAGCGGAGAGGAUCUUGCCGGACCUCCUUGCUUGUGCGGGGAGUGCGAGGAACGAGAUCGCUUCUGAGAAUGAGGAGAUUAAGCUAUCGUUUGUGGCUCGCUUUGGCAAAAUUUUGUUUCAUGGAGACCCUUCAGAUUGCUUAAACUCCAUCACAAACGCUACAGCUGCCAAAUUAGAUGCACGGAAUCAAGUGCAUAAAUUAUUUUAUACAAAUGUUCCUAAUGAAUACAUGGAAGAGAUUCAGCGAUUAGUUCCUACGAUUGGAUUUGACUUUGAGUCAGCAAAAGAGCAUUACCAUGUGAAGGUAUUUGACAAAUGUCGACCUGAUUCAACUAUUUCAUGCAAGUGUACAACCACAAAAGGUGGAGAACUUGAAAUUUAUAAGAUUGAACUCAACCAAGUGCGGCACCUAGUGUCAGAUAUAUCUUGCCUCUAUAAGGAUGUAGACCUGAGACUCAUGCUUUCUAGUAAAAGGAUCGUAAAGACUCUGAAUGAUGAGGAGAGUGAUGGCCUUGGCAAACUUAUAACUUCUGCAAUUAUAGAUCCCGAUGUGAAAGGAGGCUUGAGAUGGCCUCUAGGAAAAGAGUUUGUGGCUGAAAGGUUCAACAUAGUUGGGGUUUGGCACACUGAACACAAAGCUUAUAAAAAUCAGACAUUCAAGCUUAAGUUAAGGCAUGCUGACCGAUUUGAUCAUAAGACUUCCAUGGGGGAAGUUGCUGAUGAAGUUUCACUAAAGCUGCUUGGACUAUCCAAGCACCUAAGGGUGAUGGUGAUGAUGAAGAUAGCGGUAAAAGUGCUACAGGAGCAAUGUUGUGGCUGUGGUGGCGGUGAGAACGGCGUUAGGAAUGGCAGUGACAAAAGAGAAAGAUGGAUGUUUUUUAUACGGAUUAUGCUUUUUCCUUGUUGGAUCUGCUACGCAGGUUUAUAAUCGUCAACAACCUCCUCAAGAAGCUCUAUUCUGUUUGUUUUUUGAUACACUAGCUUAGUUCGAGGUUGUCAAGGCUAUAGUUAUCGGCAAUGGUUGGAAACUUUGCCACAAGUAAAUCGAUUGCAGGUCAAGCUAAUGUACAAUAUCAUCAGAAAGUGUGCUAAUGGCUUUUAGAGGAAAGGAAUGUUGUGUUAAGUGGCACAGGUCUAAAUAUGUGUAUACCUAUAUCUAUAUUUGUAUCUAUAUCUAUCUUUUUUUUUUUUUGGUAGAUACCUAUAUUAGUUGUUUUGAGGAUCAAGUUUGAUUAAAUCACCUCUUAUUUGUUCCC